CACGAGCUUGGAAUUCCCUUUGUGUGUAUUGCCUCGAACAAAAUCAUCAUUCUGUGGUGUGCGAUGCGUCUGGGUUAUCGGCCAUGUUCCUCACCUUCGACUCGGCUCAACCCAGCGAGGACGCCCCACGCAAUCCCAAGUACACAAAAAAGACCGACCGGAUUACCCGACGAGGAUCAACACCUCGAGCCUGUACGUCCUGUCGUCGUCGAAAAAUUAAAUGUGAUGGAGAAAAGCCCUGCGAAGCGUGCCGAUGGUAUAAGAAACCGGACUCGUGCUAUUACCCGGAAGGCCGAUUAUCGCAAAGGUGAGCAAAAGGGGCCCAAAGACCUUUGUUCCAGGUCAAAUACUGAUUAUUCAAUCAGCAGCCACUCGGGAAAGUCACCAGUAGCAGCCUCAUUUGACUACAGAGGUACUUUGGAAAAGUUAUUUCCGGACACGUCCCCUGAAAGUCUUGUUGAUCUCUCCCGGGAGAAGUUAUUAGAGUUGAUGACCACAGGGGGAUCCCCGUAUGUGCAACACCAAAGCUCGCCAACAAUGACCACAUCUAUGGAGACACAUGUCUCUACCAUGACAAUGGAGAGACCCGACCUGGAGUCUCUACAUUCGAUGCCAGCAGAGGAACUCGACGAUGGCCAGGCUGCUAGCACCUCGAGCUCAAUUGGACACAUCUCGGACGAUGUGAACGCUUUAUCCCUCACGACUCGACAUCCCACCUCCUACCUGGGUAUCUCAUCUAUCCAGGCUGCGCUGAAGGUCAUUGCAUGGCUUCACCCAGAGUUUGAAUCGUAUUUCGCUCGCACCUUAUCCCAAGAGCAAAGUAAUCAGUCAACCAACCCGAUGGCCCAGCAUCAAGGCACGGAUCAAUCCCGACCGUCGCUCACGGAGCUACAAAUGCUCGAUGCAUAUUUUAUCAACUUCCAACCAUUUACGCCCCUUCUAGAUGAAGACUAUAUUCGAACGACCUACUUGACAAGUUUGCGGAAAGAUAAACGAUGGCUGGCACUGCUCAACAUCGUCCUCGCUUUGGGAAGUAUUGCUGCAGCGGGGGCCGACGACAACACCCACAAAGUCUACUUUGAGCGUUCAAUGAGUUGUCUAGACCUUCCUACAUGUUUGGCAAACCCUAGUCUAGAGAUUGUUCAGGCUUUGGGAUUAAUUGGUGGCUGGUAUUGCCACUAUGUUAGCCAACCAAACCUCGGAUACUCGCUCAUGGGGAAUUCUAUACGCAUGGCCGUUACUUUAGGCCUACAGCGAGAGCCUUAUGACAGCCAUCAGAUGUUGAGCCCAACAAAAGUUGCAAACCAGGAGUUUAGGCGGCGUGUUUGGUGGUCACUGUCUUGCUUGGAGACGUGGGGCCUUGAGACGCUCGGUCGAUUGAGUAUGGAUUGCUUCGGCCCAAGCAUCACUGUUCAUCAACCUCAUCUGCUCGAUAAUGAAAAAUAUUUUGAGGCGCUCCCUUUGAUAGAAAACGUUCAAUUCGUCAAGAUUGCGUCGAAAAUCCAACAAGCGCUGGCGACAUUACCGACUCUUCCACACGAAACCAUUCUACAGAUGGAUACAGAGUUACUUCGUUGGUGGGAUAACCUACCGCCAGUCAUGAAAGACUACGACCCUUGCCCAGAGCCACUGUACGCAGUGCGUACUGUCAUGCGAUGGAAGUUCUACAACCAGCGCAUGCUUCUUUAUCGCCCAAUGCUCCUUACCUAUGCAAUGCGACGAAUCCCACUCAUGGCUAUCCGAGCCGAGGAACGCACCGCUAUAAUCAAAUGCCGCGAAAUUGCAGAGUUGACUAUUCGAGACAUCUCGAUGACCACUCAUUUAAACCAAAUUGUCGGCUGGAACGCUGUUUGGUUGAUAUUCCAGGCCACUAUGGUCCCUUUGAUUAGUCUGUCUAUUGGAUCCAUUGAUGAUGAAUCGGGUGCCUCGUUUGAGGCCUGCAAGUCUCAAGUUGAGAGAGCUAUACUUACUCUUGCCCGCCUACGGCCGUAUGGACAUACUGCGGCACGCUCACUUGAGGUUGUUUCUCGAAUUCUUGAAGCCAACAUGGCGCAUUCAGGAGUACAUCAAUCUAAUACCAGUGAUGGAGGCUUUGGCUACCAAAAGCCUGAUGGCGAACCUUUAAAUAGCAAUGACACGUUCGCCCGCACCUCAGAUUGGACGGCUUCGGCAUUCGAGAACUAUGGUUCGCACUCCAUGUGGGAGUAUUUGAGUUGGGAUGCUAAUGAUUUGUGGCCCGAGAUGUCUAACAUUAGUUCUCAGAGCGCUGUGACGUCUUUCUCAAACCCUGCUGGGUAA
Molecule: messenger RNA, 2298 nt
Organism: Penicillium macrosclerotiorum
Lineage: Eukaryota; Fungi; Ascomycota; Eurotiomycetes; Eurotiales; Aspergillaceae
Product: fungal specific transcription factor domain-containing protein
Exons: 2
Biological process (GO): DNA-templated transcription; positive regulation of transcription from RNA polymerase II promoter by galactose
Cellular component (GO): nucleus
Molecular function (GO): DNA-binding transcription factor activity, RNA polymerase II-specific; RNA polymerase II cis-regulatory region sequence-specific DNA binding; zinc ion binding
Source: RefSeq, a predicted model, not a curated record